GGCGGCGCGCAUCAUGUGGCGGGUGGAGAGAGAGGGCACCGGGCUCACGGAGGGCUGCCUGGUCUCUGUGGACGACUUGCAGAACCACGUGGAGCACUUUGGGGAGGAGGAGCGGAAGGAGCUGCGGGUGGACGUGGACACGUUCUUGCAGUACUGGCCUCCCCAGAGCCAGCAGUUCAGCAUGCAGUAUAUCUCGCACAUCUUUGGAGUGAUUAACUGCAACGGUUUCACUCUCAGUGAUCAGAGAGGCCUGCAGGCAGUGGGCGUGGGCAUCUUCCCCAACCUAGGCCUGGUGAACCAUGACUGUUGGCCCAACUGCACAGUCAUAUUUAACAAUGGCAAUCAUGAGGCAGUGAAAUCCAUGUUUCACACCCAGAUGAGAAUUGAGCUCCGGGCCCUGGGCAAGAUCUCAGAAGGUGAGGAGCUGACCGUGUCCUAUAUCGACUUCCUCAACGUCAGUGAGGACCGCAAGAAGCAGCUGAAGAAACAGUACUACUUUGACUGCACGUGCGAGCACUGCCAAAAAGGGCUGAAGGAUGACCUCUUCCUCGGGGUGAAAGACGACCCCAAGCCCUCCAAGGAAGUGGUGAAGGAGAUGAUACAAUUCUCCAAGGAUACACUGGAAAAAAUAGACAAGGCUCGCUCUGAGGGUCUGUAUCAUGAGGUUGUGAAAUUAUGCCGGGAGUGCCUGCAGAAGCAGGAGCCAGUGUUUGCCGACACCAACCUCUACAUGCUGCGGAUGCUGAGCAUUGUUUCAGAGGUCCUCUCCUACCUUCAGGCCUUUGAGGAGGCCUCGUACUAUGCCAGGAGGAUGGUGGAUGGCUAUAUGAAGCUCUACCACCCCAACAAUGCCCAACUGGGCAUGGCUGUGAUGCGGGCAGGACUGACCAACUGGCACGCGGGUAACAUUGAGGUGGGGCAUGGGAUGAUCUGCAAAGCCUACGCCAUACUCCUGGUGACACAUGGGGCCUCCCACCCCAUCACCAAGGACUUAGAGGCCAUGCGGGUGCAGACAGAGAUGGAGCUGCGCAUGUUCCGCCAGAACGAGUUCAUGUACCACAAGAUGCGUGAGGCGGCCCUGAACAACCAGCCCAUGAAGGUCAUGGCUGAGCCCAGCAGUGAGCCAGCCCCGGCUCUGUUCCAUAAGAAGCAAUGAGGACCUGCCUGGUGGGGUAGGGGCAGCGUGGCUGGGGAACUGGGGAGAGAUUCCAGAGGCGGUGGGUCGUCCAAUCAUUCCUUGAUGAGGAAGUCGGAGUAAUGCUCAACCUUGUCGCUGUGGGAA
Galeopterus variegatus (Sunda flying lemur) is the source of this 1282-nucleotide messenger RNA. Its product is annotated as histone-lysine N-methyltransferase SMYD1. Gene Ontology annotation, molecular function: protein binding. The record is from RefSeq and is a predicted model, not a curated record. Gene Ontology annotation, cellular component: nucleus. Lineage: Eukaryota; Metazoa; Chordata; Mammalia; Dermoptera; Cynocephalidae. Bases 14 to 1156 code for a protein of 380 amino acids. The transcript is spliced from 8 exons.